CUCAAGCGGCGGACGAGCGCCAACAAGGCGAAGCUGGCGGCCGGGCUGGAGCUGCCCAGCCGCCCGGCCCAGCUCUCCCAGUGCCUGCCCUCGACGCUCGGCGAGGCUGCCAGACCCGGACUGGUGACUUCAGGAGAGGCUCCACAACCUUGUCGUCCAGACAGCUGCUUUCCUUCCUCCACCAGAGCGGCCUCAUGCCAGAACCACCCUGCUUUCCAGAUAAGGACUUCCCAGCAGCCUCCGGCCCCUUGCAGACCAUGGCAGGGUUCUGUUGGGUCGCUGCCAGGGCACUGGGCUUCCCCAGCUUUCCCAGGCCAGGGGGCUCCCUUUCCAGUCGUCCGCAAGUGCUGCACGGAGGUCACAUACACUCUGCAGACGGUGUGCUCCCUUCUGCCACUUCAGCGAUGGGCUCCAGCUGGUGCUGCCCUUCCAGAACCCGGCAGCUGCGCGUCUCCAGGGCAGUGCUUGCAAGGCCUGGAUCCAACACUCACCCUGCAGUGUUCACCCCCUGCCCAGGGAGCACCUCUGACUGUCAGCGCCAGUGCUGCGGCUGCGGCGUCCACCGACUGCGUCUUUGUGCAGAGUCCUGAAGUGCAGCCACCUCCUGCAGCUGAAUGCCUGCCCUCUGAUGGCGCACAGCACACAUCUGAGAAUGAGGAGAAGCUGCCAGAAUUAAGUUAUGAAGAUGUAUUUCAGUUUUUCAGUGAGAUGAAUGCAUCAGGCAGCACAGAUGCAGUGACACCGGAGGCUGCAGAAAGCUGGGGUGGAGAGCUGUUUGAAAGCUGCAUCAAUGCGGCCAAAGAAAGUGCCGCUGCUGCUGACACGGCACAAGAGUUUGUGACCACCCAGGGAGCCCCUGAAGAACAGGGAGAAGAGCUGGAUCACAGCCCAGCUCAACCAUCCGAACUGUUUGUUGUGGAAGCGCUGUUUAGUGCAGAGCAAGAGAAUGGGAGUCUUACAUGUGGAUGGGUGAUGGAAGAGAGAGAACUGACUCCAGGACCCAAGGCAGUGAAGAAAGCUGCAGAAGAGGCAGGGUCCCCUGCAAAGCAUCUGUGCAGGAAGAGAAGAUGCAGCUCAGAGCAGG
This is a messenger RNA of Neopsephotus bourkii (Bourke's parrot), 1084 nucleotides long. RefSeq names its product heat shock factor protein 5-like. NCBI's taxonomy places the organism in Eukaryota, Metazoa, Chordata, Aves, Psittaciformes, Psittacidae. The transcript is spliced from 5 exons. The record is from RefSeq and is a predicted model, not a curated record. The annotation marks the transcript as partial.